Messenger RNA from Batrachochytrium dendrobatidis JAM81, 921 nucleotides. RefSeq lists its product as uncharacterized. NCBI's taxonomy places the organism in Eukaryota, Fungi, Chytridiomycota, Chytridiomycetes, Rhizophydiales. The record is from RefSeq and is a predicted model, not a curated record. Gene Ontology annotation, molecular function: ferrous iron transmembrane transporter activity. The coding region runs from base 1 to 921 and encodes 306 amino acids. Gene Ontology annotation, cellular component: mitochondrial membrane. The transcript is spliced from 2 exons. Gene Ontology annotation, biological process: iron import into the mitochondrion.
AUGUCAUCCGAUGCAUUUAGCAAUUUAUUAUAUGCGUCACUAUCAGCACUUGUCGCAAGAACAAUCACUCAUCCACUUGAUACUCUCAAAACAAGAAUCCAAAACUCACCGAGUCAUUCCACCUAUUGGCGUACGGCAACCUCGAUUCUUGGUUCUGAGCAUCCUUCAGUGUUCUUUCGAGGUAUUGGAGUGACUCUCUGUUUUAGUGUUCCUGGAAUGUCUCUUUACCUCGCUACAUAUGAUGAAUUGAAGUUGCGAUUGGGGGAAACUGAAUUAUUGGGUGGAAGUAGCUCGCUCUGGACACAUGCAUUAGCAGGUGCAGGUGCCGAAUGCAUUUCAAGUGUCUUUUGGACUCCUAUGGAAGUUCUCAAAACCAAACUUCAAAUGGGAGUAGGUGCUACUGGAGCUAGUUAUGAUGUGUUGAAUGAGAAAAGGCGAUCAGAAGGAAGUCGAACCCUAAGACUUGCUAAAGAUAUCUACCAGACAUUUGGCAUGCGUGGGUUCUAUCGAGGAUACCUGCUAUCUCAGGCUGUAUUUAUUCCAUAUACUAUGAUCUACUUUGUAACGUAUGAGCAAUUCAAGCAAACUUGGUGUCGGUUGUUUAGCACGAAAUCCUUGACAGAUGAUACUAGUUCCAACCCAGACAUAUCGUUUAGUGGGUAUUUGCUCUGUGCUUCUACAGCAGGGGCAGUUGCAGGCGGGGUUUCCAAUAUAAUGGAUGUUGUGAAAACCAGAGUGCAGGUUACAUCUGCACAAUCAGCAUGGAAGGUCAUUCAUACAUUAUGGACUCGAGAGCGAGGUCCAUUGGCAUUUACCAAAGGAAUGUGGGCACGAAUCCUAUGGGUAACUCCUAGCAUGGCGAUUAGUGUGACAGUGUAUGAGCUAUUUAAAGAAUAUUUUGGGAAAAACAGUCAUGAUUAA